Molecule: messenger RNA, 1627 nt
Organism: Daphnia pulex (common water flea)
Lineage: Eukaryota; Metazoa; Arthropoda; Branchiopoda; Diplostraca; Daphniidae
Product: T-cell activation inhibitor, mitochondrial-like
Exons: 5
Cellular component (GO): mitochondrion
Source: RefSeq, a predicted model, not a curated record
AAGUCGUGUCAGAGAUAUAUAAGCUCUAGUGAAGUGUCAGUUGCACUCAGGCCGUUCUACUUUGCAGUUCAUCCUGAUCUUUUUCAACAGCACCCUCAGGAGCGGGACACAAACGAAAACUCACUGAAGCAACUCAAUGGCUAUAUUGAAACACUUAUGCAUUCAAAGCCUGUGAGGCCAGCAAAAGUUAAAUUCUUUCUCCGCAAGCAACAGUCUACUGAUCACAAAUUCAAGGCUGUGAAUAUAUCUUUGGCCCAGAAAGAUAUUCGUGGAGCUCUGCAAAGUAUUCUAUCUUCUUGUGCCUUAUCAACACAUUAUAUUGACAACCUUGUCACAAAGAAAAUUCCAACAAAACAUAAGAUUGCUGGUGUUAAAAAUGGAAACUGGGAUGCAGACUUGUGGGAGGAGACAUUUGCAACGAUGGAGAAGGCAACCCCAACCGAAGAAACUCUUUCCGACUGGGUGAAGAGGUAUAGCAAAGAUGCUGAAGAGCGUUCUAAAGCAUGCCAGCCUGUUCGUGACGAAAUAUUUCGGCUUCAGGAAAAGCUGUGCAAGAAACUUCAACUGAAAGGUCUCUUAUGGGCCUGUGGAUGGGGAACGUCGCAUUUUCGAGGUUGUCUUCAGUCAUUUCAAUCUCUGAUUACUCAUCACCCGGAAGAGAUGAGCAUUUUAGCUGGAAGAACUGUGAUUUUUGGCAACGAAUCCGGAGUAUCUCUUCAAGGACAUAUUGUAUUGAAUAGCGGAGAAGUUCGUCAUAAUUGGUUAGACUUAAUCCGCAAUUUGCUGCGCUAUGAGACGCCAUUAAAGCGGGUACCGGCACUGGAAAAGGCUCUAUCUCGUUCGAUUUGUGAAAUCAAAGUGGCCCAGCGCCUAUUUCGGCCUGAAUUGUUGGUGGAAGCGUAUGAAUCUCAUCUGAGGAUGAUUACAACCAGCAUGGGUGAUUAUCGCACGAGACAUCGAUUCCCGAAAGAGUGGCCAGAGAAUAUGAGCAACUUUCACUUGGUGGUUGAAGGGGAGGCCGGUCCUCUUAUGCUCUCUCCUAGCGGACAGUUCAUUACUCCGUCUUCUUGCCCUAUUUCCUUACUCGUCUCGUUCAUGACAGCCAAUCUUGAGGAGGCUCGCGCCCGUUUGGACCGAUAUGUUGCCGACGUGAAGCAAGAAAAAGAUUUGAUAGCCCAAUGCGUUCAAACGUUUGGACUUUUGGCGUUGGACAAAGACGACAAUGUGACUCCGUCUGAAUGUAGUCAGUGCUGUAAUCAGCUACUGAAGCAAGUUGAUUAUCUUCGACCGUACUUGCAACACGGCCGUGUGAGGAUCACACACUAUUACUCUUUACUUUCGGAUGGAGAAAUGUGCAUCCCAUGGUAUGCCAAAUAAAAUGAGUCCGUCACAGGUGGGCAGGAUUUUUGACCUGACGUAAUAAUUAUUAUUAUGACGUGACACAAAAGAAAAACUUACUUAUAGUAUACGUAUUAAAACGCUUAUGACUAGAAUUUGGUUGACAUGGUUGUGUUCUAUGUGCUAUUUUUCUCUCUUCUUUGUAUUGCAUUUUCAGAAAAAAAAAGAACAUUGUUUUCGUAUUCAAAUGGCGAGUGGCUAGCUCAUAUUAAAAACUGUUGGACAUUUU